CCCGCGAGCGCCAACCCAGGCGCUUCGUACAGUGAACACAAGCCAAAAACACCUCCACCCGACCUUCCCUCGCUUCUUCUUGACAGCCGGAUCAUCUACAUCGGGAUGCCGCUUGUCCCAGCAGUGACUGAACUCAUCGUAUCAGAACUGCUCUACAUGCAGUACACAGACCCUGCGAGACCAUGCUACAUCUACAUCAAUUCGACCGGCUGUCAGAGAGCAGAUGGAGAAGUUGUGGGCUUUGAAACUGAGGCGACAUCCAUUUACGACACUAUGAAAUACAUCGGUAACGAGAUAUUCACAGUCGGAACAGGUGUCGCUAUAGGUCAAGCCUGCAUGCUUUUGUCAGCCGGGGACAAGGGCAAACGGUUCAUGACUAAAAACGCUACGGCGAUGCUGCACCAACCAAGGGUACCCUCAACUGGUCAGCGGCAAGCAAUAGAGCUUCACAUAAAAUGGAAAGAGGUGCUGGAGCAAAAGAAAACUAUGGUUGACAUUUUAAGUCAAACGACCGGACACUCGAAGGAACAGAUUGACAAGGAUAUCCAGCGUCCGAUGUAUAUGACGGCGGAAGAUGCGAUUGCAUAUGGUAUCAUCGACAAAAUUGUUGA
Messenger RNA from Micromonas commoda, 611 nucleotides. RefSeq lists its product with no specific name. The annotation marks the transcript as partial. The transcript has a single exon. Gene Ontology annotation, biological process: protein quality control for misfolded or incompletely synthesized proteins. NCBI's taxonomy places the organism in Eukaryota, Viridiplantae, Chlorophyta, Mamiellophyceae, Mamiellales, Mamiellaceae. The record is from RefSeq and is a predicted model, not a curated record. Gene Ontology annotation, molecular function: serine-type endopeptidase activity; ATP-dependent peptidase activity; ATPase binding. Gene Ontology annotation, cellular component: endopeptidase Clp complex.